AUGGGAAAGAAGGUUUCUAAGAAUUCAAGAGCAUCGCGCCGCUUUGAGGCGCUUGACACCGAAGCACAGACUUUAGCCCAGCUUCCUCGCGCCCAAGAUUUGGAUGUCACUAAUAAGCUCAUAAGAACAGCGUCCAAGAACGAGCAGCUGUUGGAAGCUAAAAUGAGGAAGAAAGACAAGACUAGCAACAAGGUCGGGAAGAAAACCAUCAAAAAAAGCGCUUUGGAGAAUCUGGAUAGUGAAAGAGUAGCGAGAGCGCUCAACAUCUCGAGUAGACUAGACGGAAAGGUGGAAAAGGCGAAAACCAGGGCCAAGUACGUCCAGAGUGCUCGCAAAGCUGGAUGGGAGAGCACUAACGAAAGCAUAAGAAGAGACCUUGCGAAACUUACGGAACGGGAGGGCUCAGUGCCCGAAGCUGCCACCCAAUCUGGCUCUUCUGGAGACCAGGAAGUGGACUCUAUGGUGGAGGACGAUCCUGCAGAGGAAAUCGAGCAAAACCCCCAGGAAGCGCCUUCCGCGGCCGAAAAUAUGUUUGGUCUCCUGGCUGACGACGUGGAGGCCUAA
This is a messenger RNA of Lachancea meyersii CBS 8951, 564 nucleotides long. NCBI's taxonomy places the organism in Eukaryota, Fungi, Ascomycota, Saccharomycetes, Saccharomycetales, Saccharomycetaceae. The record is from the annotation of a GenBank genome assembly.